AAGGAUUUACUAGUCAUUUUCAAAUUAAACUCUCAAAAUAAAAUAUAUAUACGAAAAUUUAUAUAUUGAGAUUGAAUAAUUGAUCUCUAUUUUUUUGGAGUCUCAAUUUAAAAGUUCAUGCUUCUGGACGUUUCCUUCAAUGGUGUGUAAAAGGAAACAAAAGCAAAAGGAAUUGAGAAGGCAUGCUUGUUCUCAAUUGACGACAAAAGGAGUGGUAAAAAUCUUUUGUUAAUUUCUUUCUCAACCGUGAAGUGCAACCAAAGUUUUUGUUUCUUCGAUUACGCAAAAAGCUUCUUUCUUCAUCUGUGGAACUUCUCUUACGUCAACCUUCUCCGUUUGUGAACCUAAAGAGCUUAAAGAUUUACCCGGAAAGAGUUCACCUGUGGGGGCAAGCUCCAAGGAAAGUAGCUAUGUCUACUGAACUCGAAAACUAUUUGCUAGAUAGCUCUCCGGGGGCCACCUUCUCAAUGGUCUUACGUGAGGAGAUUAUAGCACAUGAGCUUAUGGCUGAAUUUGAGGUGUAUUUAGAGAAAGAGAAGGAUAAUAUCAAGACCAGCGGUGCUCAAGCGGAAGCACCAGCGGAAAGCCAUGAACCAAAGACUAAAGAGAAACCGGAAAUUAGGGGGGACAUGGCGCAGAUCAAGGGCUAUUGGGAAAAUCUUCCAGUUCAGAUUGAGCGAAUGAAAAAAACGGCUUGUCUCAUAAUUUCAAACUUACAGCGCAUUGAGGAAUUAGUGACAGUGCUGCCUGCAUCAAAGAGGGCCAAUAUCCAACCACGUUUUUCUAGACUAUGUGCAGAGGCUAACUUUGUCAUUAGUAAUAUUACAGAUUGUAUGAAGAUCCAGUGUGAUGAAAAUCAAAGCCGUUCGAAUGUUUGCUUUCAUGAACUUGCUACAAUAUUGGAGCCGUCUUCUUAGCAAAAGUUGUUCUAAGUUUUUUGUUAUCAGUGACUAAUUGCCGAAUGUAGUAGCCUAUAUCCCACCUUGCGCAACUUGUACGUAGUGGUAAAAUGUUAUAACUUCUAGCACUUGUGAACUCAACUAUCAAGGAUUGGCUUUUUUGUUUCUAUCAUGUAGAAUUAAGAUGAUCAAGUGACUUGGGUUGUAAUGACGGUUGGAGAUGUAUGCUUUUUGAAACUGUUUAUAUAUAUAACAUCAAGUAACCAAGUUUAGUUGUAAUAA
This is a messenger RNA of Helianthus annuus (common sunflower), 1181 nucleotides long. RefSeq lists its product as uncharacterized. The record is from RefSeq and is a predicted model, not a curated record. The transcript is spliced from 4 exons. Bases 411 to 917 code for a protein of 168 amino acids. Lineage: Eukaryota; Viridiplantae; Streptophyta; Magnoliopsida; Asterales; Asteraceae.